Boleophthalmus pectinirostris (great blue-spotted mudskipper) is the source of this 1602-nucleotide messenger RNA. RefSeq names its product monoacylglycerol O-acyltransferase 2 (gene mogat2). The coding region runs from base 595 to 1602 and encodes 335 amino acids. NCBI's taxonomy places the organism in Eukaryota, Metazoa, Chordata, Actinopteri, Gobiiformes, Gobiidae. The transcript is spliced from 9 exons. Gene Ontology annotation, molecular function: diacylglycerol O-acyltransferase activity; 2-acylglycerol O-acyltransferase activity. The record is from RefSeq and is a predicted model, not a curated record. Gene Ontology annotation, biological process: diacylglycerol biosynthetic process; triglyceride biosynthetic process. Gene Ontology annotation, cellular component: endoplasmic reticulum membrane.
CCAGCGCAAAAUGGCUUCCUGCAAACACGUUUUUGUAAGCAUAUUGUUACAUUGCUUUUUUUUGUUUUGUUUUGUUUUGGUUUUUUUUGUUAUUUCCCUCUCUAUGACAGCGCCAAAGGCCAAGAAACAAGGGCGAAGCGUACACUGCUCCUCCGAGGCUCCGAUCGGUCCAGCAGUGGUUGGUGUGGUUCUCCUCCAGCAGAACUCGGGGAAUGACGAUCACCGGAUCCGAGAACAUCUUCCUUAACAUCUCUAGGGGGCAGCACAUCGUUAAGACAGCGGAAGAAGAGAAGAAGAGACACAGAAAGAGAGAGAGAUGUGAUGAGGGACGUUCUCCCAGGCCAAAACUCAAUCAUUGGACUGGCUGCAAAAUACAAGAGAUGGACCAUGUGCUCAGCGACUACAACAUGGAGGAGGAACCACUGAUUCAGACAACAGAGGACGCAGUCACCCAGUGGACAUGGAGGGCAGAGCUCAUAUACACUGUCAGAUUCAUGGAGAAAUGAGACUUUGGACCCUCUUCAGUCCCAGAGUGCUCCUUUUCCAGUGGCUGCAGCAGGUCGGGCGCGUGGCUCUGUCCUCUCUGUGAAAAUCAUGAAGAUCGAUUUUGCCCCGUGGCAUGUGCCCCUGAACAGGAGACUGCAGACUGCUGUGACGCUCGUGUGGGUGUUCUCCUUCCUGGCUUUAGCACCCCUCUGUAUCUUCCUCUUCUUAUACCUCCUAUUCACCCGGUAUUGGUUGAUCAGUGUGCUGUACGCCAUCUGGUGGUUCACUGACUACGACACUCCAUGGCGUGGGGGCCGCAGGGUGCCUUUCCUUUGUGAUCUCAAACUAUGGGACCACAUGCGUGAUUAUUUCCCCGUCAAGCUGGUGAAAACAGCUGACCUCGACCCCAAACACAACUAUGUGAUGGGCUUUCAUCCUCAUGGAGUCCUGGUGGCUGGAGCCUUCACCAACUUCUGUGUUUACACCACCGGCUUCAGGCAGCUGUUCCCCGGCCUCACCAGUUACAUGCUGAUGCUGCCGCUGUGGUUCAGAGCCCCAUUUUUCAGGGACUACAUCAUGUGCGGAGGACUGAUCCCGUCAGACAAAGAGAGUGCCAGUUACCCGCUCCAAGUGUGCCGCAGUGGGAAGGCUGUUGUAAUCGCUGUUGGAGGUGCACCAGAGGCUCUGGAUGCUCAUCCUGGCACCUUCAAUGUUCUUCUGGCCAAAAAGAAAGGCUUCAUCAAAAUGGCCAUGGAGCAUGGUGCUCAUCUGGUGCCUGUUUUCUCCUUUGGGGAGAAUGAAGUGUUUGAUCAAGUGGACAACCCAAGAGGAACAUGGCUUCGCUGGACUCAGGAAAGGCUGCAAGGCAUUAUGGGUAUUUCCCUGCCUCUUUUCCAUGCCCGUGGUAUUUUCCAAUACUCCUUUGGUCUCAUGCCUUACAGAAAGCCCAUCCACACAGUCGUUGGGCGACCUAUCCCAGUGCAGAAGAAUCCCAGACCAACAUCAGAGGAACUUGAUGCCCUCCAUCAGCAUUAUAUGGAUGAACUCAGCAAUCUCUUCGAGAAGCAUAAAACCGAUUAUGGUGUGGACAAGAACGUACAUCUGAACUUUGUGUAA